This is a messenger RNA of Lathyrus sativus (Indian pea), 402 nucleotides long. Lineage: Eukaryota; Viridiplantae; Streptophyta; Magnoliopsida; Fabales; Fabaceae. The record is from the annotation of a GenBank genome assembly.
AUGCCGUUCAAGAGAUUUGUUGAGAUAGGAAGAGUGGCUCUUGUCAACUAUGGCAAAGACUACGGGAAAUUGGUUGUAAUCGUUGAUGUUAUAGAUCAAACAAGGGCUCUUGUUGAUGCCCCUGACAUGGAGAGGAUCCCAAUUAAUUUCAAGAGGCUUUCGCUUACUGAUAUCAAGAUUGAUAUCAAGAGAGUCCCUAAGAAGAAGGAUCUCAUCAAGGCCAUGGAAGCCGCAGAUGUGAAGAACAAGUGGGAGAAGAGCUCAUGGGGAAGGAAGUUGAUUGUUAGGAAGAGGAGGGCAGCCCUGAAUGAUUUUGACAGGUUCAAGAUUAUGUUGGCAAAGAUUAAGAGGGCUGCUAGUGUUAGGCAAGAACUUGCUAAGCUAAAGAAGACUGCAGCUUAG